This is a messenger RNA of Dromiciops gliroides (monito del monte), 4028 nucleotides long. It is a transcript of the gene KLHL38, whose product is annotated as kelch like family member 38. Lineage: Eukaryota; Metazoa; Chordata; Mammalia; Microbiotheria; Microbiotheriidae. Gene Ontology annotation, molecular function: protein binding. The transcript is spliced from 4 exons. The record is from RefSeq and is a predicted model, not a curated record. Bases 505 to 2250 code for a protein of 581 amino acids.
UGAAAAUACCGUCAGAAUAAACAAAUCCUGAAAUCGCCCUGUAUAAAUCACUUGCCAGCUGAAGGAGAGUCCUGGGUUUACAAUUUCACUUGUGUCCUAAUGAUGGAAAAUCUCGAGGGGGAAUAAACGGCUCAGGAGUCAGUGGAUGCCGAGGGCAAAAAGCAGAAGAUUAGCAGAAGACCCCAGCAUUCUCAUCGAUUUGUUCACUUUGGCUACAACAACAGCAAGCAAAUAACAAGAGAGAAAAACAGACCAGUAAAUUUCCGGGAUUUAGAUGCUGCGUGAUUUUUAAAUUUCCUCAUCCUUGCUAAUCAAUAUUCAUACUGCAGUGUGAUUUUUAUUUCCCCAUCUUCGCUAAUCAAUAUUCAUACUGGAACCUACAUGAUUCAUGAGAUUGAGACAGACAUGAAUGGUCUUCCUUGAUCCAUUUGCCACUGAACAUCCUAGGCAAGUUACUAAGACUUGACUUUGUAAUAACUCAUUGACUCCUCCCUUUGUUUUAAGAUGGAUAGGGAGUCACCAGAGGGUCUGCUUUUCAAGGAUGAGAACUUCUCCUCUGAUCUCUUGAGGCAGCUAAAUGUCUUAAGACAAAAAGGGGUCCUGAUUGACGUGACUAUAUGCAUAGGGAGCUGUGAAGUCCCCUGCCACAGAAAUGUCUUGGCCUCUAGUAGCCCAUACUUCCAGGCAAUGUUCUGUAGCAACUUCAGAGAGAGCUCUCAGGCCAAAGUUGAUCUGAAAGGCAUUGAUGCUGAUAUUUUACAUGAGAUCAUCCUGUAUGUAUACACUGGGGAGAUUCACAUCACUGCAGACAAUGUCCUAUCUUUGAUGGAGGCUGCAUCCAUGUUACAAUAUCUCAGGCUUUUUGAAGCCUGUUCAUUGUAUCUUCAGAAGCAGUUGACCCCUAGCAACUGCCUUAGCAUGAUCAGACUCUCUGACACUUUGAGUUGUGAGAGCCUCAAACAGAAAGCUAGAUCGAUGGCCCUAAGGUGUUUCCCAGAAGUAGCCCUAUCAGAAGACUUGAAGGAGCUAUGUCCGUUGGAACUAAGUGAUUACCUAGGAGAUGAUGAGCUCUGUGGUGAGGAAGAAGAAGUGUUUGAAACAUUAAUGGUCUGGAUCAGGCAUGACCUCCAGGCCCGGAAAGAAUAUAUCCAAGAACUAUUCAAGAAAGUCAGGCUCCAAUAUGUCCACCCAACCUUCUUCUUCCAUUUCAUUGUCAACGACUCCCUCCUUCAGUCUUCCCCAGCAUGCCAAGCCAUCCUGGAGGUAAUGAGGAGACAAGUGUUUUCUUUGUACAGCACUGGCAGCCCAGACCUCAAGCCACUGUGGCACGUCCCUCGGAGAGAGUCUCACCGUGAUUUCCUUAUCCUCUUGGGAGGUAGAAAGGACAAUCAGCAAACCACCAGGGAAGUUCUGCUGUACCAUGAGAAGACGGGCCAGUGGCGGUACCUUGCCAAGCUCCCAGCUCGACUUUACAAAGCCUCCUCCGUCACCUUGCAUAGUAGUGCCUACGUACUGGGGGGCAUGUCUGUUGGGGUAGGGAAGCAGCAAGUCAGUCACAAUGUUUAUAUCUUCUCCCUGAAACUCAAUCAGUGGAGACUAGGGGAGCCCAUGCUGGUGGCUCGAUACUCCCAUAGAAGUACAGCCUAUAAGAACUACAUCUUCUCCAUUGGAGGAAUUGGAGAAAACCAGGAGAUAAUGAGUUCCAUGGAGAGGUACGAUAGUAUCUAUGAUGUCUGGGAGACCAUGGCCAGCAUGCCUGUAGCUGUCCUUCACCCAGCAGUAGCUGUGAAAGACCAAAGACUUUAUCUCUUUGGUGGAGAAGACAUUAUGCAAAAUCCUGUACGACUCAUACAGGUUUACCAUAUUUCUAGAAACACAUGGUUCAAAAUGGAGACCAGAAUGAUCAAGAAUGUCUGUGCUCCAGCAGUGGUGCUCAGGGGCCAAAUUAUCAUUGUUGGAGGUUAUACAAGGAGACUCCUUGCUUACGACCCUCAAGCCAACAAAUUCGUGAAAUGCGCUGACAUGAAAGACAGACGGAUGCAUCAUGGGGCCACAGUGAUUGGGGACAAGCUCUAUGUGACUGGAGGUCGGAGGCUCACCAUUGACAGCAACAUUGAAGACUCAGACUCAUUUGAUUGCUAUGACCCAGAGACAGAUACUUGGACAUCCCAAGGGAGAUUACCCCACAAACUUUUUGAUCACGGAUGCCUCACUCUCCAGUGCCUACCUUAUCCUUCUGAAUCUCCCUGAAGAAAGAAGUAGGACUAUAGAUGGGAAAAAAGGAUAAGGAGAUUCAGAGGAGACCAUAGAACCCUUAUACUAAGCAUAUCCAAGCUCACAGGAUGAAAAAGGGCUAUUUUUGUGUUCUUCUGAACCUCACACCUCAAUGUAUGUAGUCUGGACCUGGAAAGGUCUAGGCAAGGCAGAGGAUAGAGUGAUACAUUUAGAGGCUGGAAGAACUGGGUUCAAAUCCCACUUCUGACACACACUAGCCAUGUGGCCAUGGACAAACCAGUUAAUUUCUCAGUGCUCCAGGCAACUCAAACUAAGGCUCCAGAUGAGUUGUUGAUCUGUGGCAGGAGAGGGAAAGGAGUUUCCUUACCAAGAACUUCCCACACUAAUUAUGUACAUAAUAUAUUAGAAUUCCAGAGGCUAUGUGGGGUACAGUGAAAAGAAGGCUGGACUUAGAGUCAGAGGGACAUGGGUUUGAAUCCCAAUCCUGAAACUGACUUAACUGUAUGAUUUUGGUCCAGUCCCUUAACCUCAGUCUGCUCUUCUGUAAAAUGGGGGAAAUCAUGCCUAUUGCAUCUCCCUCACUGAGCUCUUGUGAGGAUAAGAUGAGAUAAUGUAUGCAAUGUGUUCUGCAAACCUUUAAGCAUCAUGUAAAAGUUAGCUAUCCUUAUUAGAUUAGAGGAUCUCUAAGGUCCCCUCCAGCUGAAAUCCGAUGAACCCAGGAAUAACAUUUGUUGGUACCAAGUGAUGUUUUCCUCCAGCCUAGCAUGAACUGUAACCUUGUGAUUAAAAUCAGCAUUUUAUUUUGGAAUCAUGCUAGGAGAAUUGUUGUUUGGGGGGAACAGAGAGCCAACGAGUUCUUUAGGAGGUUACCUAACACAGCUAUCUUCCUUAUGCCGAGAAUACUGGCUAUUUCUAGAGUUCCUUUCAUCUUCAUGAGCUUUACAAAUUGGCAACAUGACUCAGGGUGGGAGUGGGAGAAAGCCCAGGGUCUGGGAAUCAUACCUCUCUGACACUCUUACUUCUCUGGCUGCGUCCUCACUCCUCUGUGCAGUGCUCAAACAUUUUGUCAGUUCACAGGAGCAGGAGGAAGGUUUGGGAGGGGGGAUACUUGGCUGCCCACUGUUUUGACUACAUAACCAUUUGAUUAAAUUUUUCACUUUUUGGCCCACUGUGGUGUUUUUCAGACCCCCAAUUUGGCUUAAGUCUUCCUGCGGUACUGUAUAGGGAAGCUAUAUAGUACAGAGAAAAGAAUGUCCAAUGCAGAGUUAGAAGAUCAGAUUUAGAGCCAGAAGGGACCUUAGAAACUAAGUUCAACCCCCUCAUUUGACAAAUAAGGACCCUGAGGCCCAGGGAAGUUAAAUGACUUGUCUUGGGUUGUGCAGACAAUGAGUAUCUAAAGCAGGAUUUGAACCCAGGUAUUCCUGAUUUUUAAGUCCAAUCAUAAGAACUGGGUUCUCAUCCAAGCUCUUUAAUUUAAGGUACCUUAGGUACCUUACCUCUCUAGGCCUCAGUUUCCCCAUUUACAAAAUGAGAGGGCUGAUCUAGAUGAUCUCUCAGGUGUCUUCUAGCUCUGAAUAUAUAUAAAAUAAGUGCAUGGGCACUUGUAAGAGUGGAGGUCCAGACUAGAUAACCUCUUGUCUCUUCUACUUCUAACUCUGUGACCCUAAGGCAAAGAAGAAAUGAUGUAUGCUUCUAUACACAGUUAGGUGACCACUAAGCUCAUCUUUAGAGCAUGUUGGGAAGUACUUUUCUUUCAACAAUCCUGUGAGGGAAGACGUACUUAAGUUUUAUUA